Molecule: messenger RNA, 600 nt
Organism: Beauveria bassiana ARSEF 2860
Lineage: Eukaryota; Fungi; Ascomycota; Sordariomycetes; Hypocreales; Cordycipitaceae
Exons: 2
Coding region: 1-600 (199 amino acids)
Source: RefSeq, a predicted model, not a curated record
AUGUCUUCCCGAGCACCUCCCCCUCCACCCCCGCCCCCAGCGCCUAGCGGCAGUCGCCGCUCUGCUGCUGGCGAUCCUGUAUUGCCAAAGCCGCCAUCUGUUAGCCUUAAGGGGCCUGCUGGAGCAUUUCUCGUUGAGCUGCUUAUUUACAAUGGCUCCCCGUUCAAGGACCACUGGGCAUACUGGAUCUGUUCACAUCAUGACCUAGAAACCGGUGUCCUAGUUCAUGCGACCGGAGACGUUAGAAACGGAUUCCAGUUCGAGAUCAAGCGCAGCCAUGAUUUUCGCGCCACAGGAAACAGACCCAGCAAGAGGAUCCCGCUUCAGUGGGUAGACGGCGAAUACUUCAAUGAGGCAGCCAUGUUCAACCAUGGCAUACGCAAAAUUGAUACUCUACCAGUUUGCGCCUUUGAGGCUAGUCUUCACAAGAUCGAGGCUCCCGGGAAGACACUGAACACAGUGGAUGAUAAGACUGCGCCAGGAAAGAAAAUCACGCAGAGGAACUGUCAGACUUGGGUCAUCGAAUCCGCAAAUCAACUUGUUAUGGACAGUAUUCUUACACCAGCUGUCGUAGCAUAUCUUCGCGGCAUCGAGCAGUAG